CGUGGUUCACUUUCCCGUUCUCCUCUCUUUCAACCCUGUGCUGCAAUCGUAAGUUGAAUACUCGCUGCAUCUUAAAGUGGUGGAAUUCAUCUGGUACAUCUAUGAAAUUCUCACAGACAGCCGUUCCGUGCAGCGGCAGAGUUGCCGUUUUUCGGCCCUGAAAUCGACUGUGCCGGACUGGUCAGCCUGUCGGUCAUUGCCCGCCAGCAAUGUCAAUACCAGUUGAACCCAGUCAUCCGCAACAAAUAUCUGGCCACGGUGGCCUCCUUCUGCCUAUAUAGGUACAUGAAAUGCGUAGUCUGAUGGCACCCCCCAAGCACCUAAACUGCUAGCAAUCAUGUCAAGUCCAGGACAGGCAUUAUUGAAACGAAACGCUACUUACACCCGAGAGCAAUUCUCAGCACACUGGCUCAAACAUGGGGCGAAGGUGACGCCGUGGGCUCUCGAAAAUGGCGUUACAUACUAUGCUCAGAUCCACAACCCUCGAAUGGGGCCUGGUGCCAUGUUGCCAUCCGACUUACAUAUCGCCGAAUGGGAUGGCGCUGCAGAGAUGACCUUCGAGCGAGGGCCAGACUUCAAGUCGACAGCCAAGUCUGAUGACUACUACCAGAAGGUCAUCCUCCCGGACGAGCGGGCUUUCUUGAUAUGCGAGGCGCUGCAGCAUCUCCGAUGGGUGGACCCUGAAACGAUGGUGGGAGACAAAGUAGUCAUCAUCCAGGGUGGAAGGGCUAUGAUUGACUGCGAGGAGGACAUGAAAAUCUGGAACGAUUGGCCGGCCAAGUAACGGAGGACAUUCGUGGCCAUAUCCUUUUCGAUAUAUGAAUGACUAAGGAAAGGAGCAAUCAAAUGGCGCCCUAGA
Messenger RNA from Exophiala xenobiotica, 859 nucleotides. RefSeq lists its product as uncharacterized. The record is from RefSeq and is a predicted model, not a curated record. Bases 338 to 784 code for a protein of 148 amino acids. The transcript has 2 exons. Gene Ontology annotation, molecular function: oxidoreductase activity. Lineage: Eukaryota; Fungi; Ascomycota; Eurotiomycetes; Chaetothyriales; Herpotrichiellaceae.